Messenger RNA from Fonsecaea erecta, 1956 nucleotides. RefSeq lists its product as hypothetical. The transcript has a single exon. The record is from RefSeq and is a predicted model, not a curated record. Gene Ontology annotation, cellular component: cytoplasm. Bases 1 to 1956 code for a protein of 651 amino acids. NCBI's taxonomy places the organism in Eukaryota, Fungi, Ascomycota, Eurotiomycetes, Chaetothyriales, Herpotrichiellaceae.
AUGACUGCCGUUACACCCUCGAGAUCCGGUGUCUCGCCAUCCAGCUCCCCUCGCCUACCGUCUCCUCCGCCAAUCCCAGAGGUCCAAUUCGGCCCUAAAAGCCCGGGUGUUGACCUCUCCAAAGAAUUAUCGCUUGAAGCAACAUCGAAACCAGACGAAGGAGCAGCAAGGAGGAUAAGGCCGGGAACAAAAGCUGCAGACAUGGCUCUGGGCCCUCCUCUAAUUCCAUUGAGCCAGCUUGACUCGCCAUUCCAACUUCAAGAACAUCUCAAAUCCCUGUACGCUCACCUCACUCACACGCCGGAGUCCACACAUACCAUUCCAAUCACAAAAGAGUCUGCGCUGCAACUUGCCACGCCUCCACAAAUCAAUGACAACGAGUUCGUGGAUAGAAACCUGUGGCUGUAUGAACUCUGUCGAUUUCUUACUCAAAAAGCCAACAUUGUCUCAAUAUUCCUGAUGAACGACACCCCGCCCUGUUCUGCUCAGACGUGUCCUGAAAUGCGUGCCAGUGAAUGGCAGUAUCUCUGUGCCGUACACGAGCCGCCCAAAUCAUGCUGUGCUAUCGACUAUUGCAACCACACCCUCGAUUGGGCUGCGAAUGUGCUAACCAGCCCGAAGCAUUUCCCCUCGCGGUUGGCGCUGGGUUCGGAAGCAGGCAAUGUCAUGCAAAGCAUGCGACAACUAACCAAUAUCUUUCGGCGAGUGUAUCGUAUAUUUGCACAUGCUUGGUUUCAACAUCGUGAUGUUUUUUGGUCUGUCGAAGCUACAUACGGCUUGUACGUGCUUUUCAAAGUCGUUUGUGAUGAGUACCAUCUCAUCCCCGAGGACAGCUAUACAAUUCCAACCGAAGCUGAAGGAGUCCAUGAAGCCACUAUUGAUCGUGAAGGUGGGCUACGGCCACAGAUCCUUCAGAGAGACAUUGCAGGGGGUUCCGCGUCAGACGAGUCCUCAACUGGCUCCACAUUACCCGAUAUCACUAUGCCGGUGGCCGCGACGACAGUCAGCACGGGCGCAACGACACGAAGACAUAAACACACCCCAAGCACUGGGAGUCAUGUAGCCACUAUCGCUGAGGGCCAAGAGGAGGAGGAAGAGCAUCCGAAAAGCAGUAUAGCCGCGCCGAAGAAUCCACCCCCGCCACCUCAACUUGUCGAGAUACCAGAAAGCAACGUCUCGCCUCCAAAAGGGGAUAACAGGGGAAAGGUCAGGAAUAAAGGUAUUUCCCCUGAGCGUCUCUUGCCAAAGCUUGACAUUACCUCCACCGUGCCGAAAUACGAGCCUCGUACGUCGGAGGAUCCCACCCCCACUGGCACAACGGAGGAUAUUGACCCGUUGUCCGUGCAUAUGGAUUCCCAAAAUCCUGAGCCAUCAUCCACGACAGCAGGCGGAGAUGUUGACCCGAACACGAUCGAUAUUACAGCCACCACGAACGACAAAGAUAGACCAAUGACGGUAGAAACACCCAUAGAACAAACAAUCGACCCAUUCCAAGAUGAAGGUGUUCAGAAAAUCACGUCCCCUUCCGGUGGCUCGAUAAGGACGAGUGGAAAUGACGUUCUUGGGGCGAUACUUGGCCAUAUUCACGAUCUGGACGAUGAAAAUUUGAUCGAUUCUCAGAGGCAAAGUCAAGCUACUGACAGUGCGGCAACAGUGCAGAUGAGGGAAGCGGUCGUUGGUAAGAGUGCAGGGGAUAAGGAUGAUAAAAGUGUUGAGGAUAAUGAAAGUAUGAGUCCAAUUCGGACGGAGCCCACGUCAUCAAUUGGGCCCGAGGAUGAGUCUUUGCCAGUCGAUCAUGCUGAAGUUGAAGCCAAGACGAAGGAAGAAGAGCAUGAACCUCCAGUCGAUGAAGUGAGAAUCUCGGUGGAGGAAACCACGGAUGACCUCGAGUGUGAUACGCUGCAAGAAGACGACCAGGCGGAACGGGGCGAGACGGGGAAUAGCAAUGAAGGCUGA